GUGCGCGACUCGUUGCGUCCUGGCAACAAGGGGGGAAAUAUCGCGCAGGGACGCAAGGUUGGUUUCGCGCAUGUGCAAAUCCUCUCAGGCAAACGGAGCUUAGAAACGGCUGGUCGGGACUAAAGACCCCAGCUUGCAUUGCAGUCUCGCGAGGACAACCAUUCUCGGCGCAUAAGGCUCUAUUUUCAUCUCUAUGGCGACUAAAGUGUUCCAGGCUGCACCGCCUGGCUGGGGGAUAAUCGGAGCGGUGCAUGCUGGGAAUCGUAGUUCACGUGGUUCGGAGUACUCCGGCUGCUGCGGCGGAGAGCGGGGCUCGGCGUGGGCUUCCCCAGGGCUGAGGGAGGGACGCAGCCACGCUCAGUCUGCAGCCUAGCAUCUCCUGCUCCGAGGCGCUCGCCCUGCCGGCCGUAGCACUGGACACAGAGAGUCCGUGAGUGAGAAGUUGGAAGGUACACAAGGAAAGAAACUGGAGACUACAGGACAAGAAAAUACGGUAUACUAGGGUUUGAAGGAAUUGCCUCCCCUCAGGAGAGGGAACAAAGUGAUGCAACAUUGGUAUAGCCCUUUAAAAACACAGCAACUGGAUGGGUUAGAGAGACAAAGGAUGCGGCAGGAGAAGAACAAAGGGACAGUUUUUUGGAAGGAAAAGGCAUUUAGACUGUAGAACCAGCCGAGGCCGAAAGAAAUUGACUGCGGGAGAUAGAAAGUCUAUAAGUCAGAGAAGCCACGAGCUGCAGUCUAGACACCCAUGAAGACUCUGACCAAACUCCAAAGAAUGCUUGAGUUGUGAGGAAACUGAAGCAGGGAAGGGCAUAACGGUGUUUUAUUGUUUUUUACCUACAUCUCCAUAUCGCUUGUGCUGCCUAAAGUAGAAAGUCACUGUUUUUAGAAAUCCCUUUUGCAUAGCCGCUGUCUGUUUGCUUCAACUUUCACAUGUCUCUGAAGAGAGAAACUAUAAACCAAAGAGCCCAUGAGGUUGGAGCUCUAGGAGAGGGUGUGCUUAAGCAACUGGGGAGUCCGGGAGAGCUCUCACUAGUCUCAAGAUCUACGCAGAUGGACUGCAGUGUCUUAGAUCUCAGGAGGGGGUGCUACAAAGAGAAUCUGCACCCUGAGAGUCGUCCUACAAACCCAGGGUCCAUCAUGUGGAACCCAAACACAAGAACGUGGCAAACAAUGGUUCGUAGUGGAAAGAAUGGUGGGCUCCAUCUGAAACAAAUCUCCUAUUACAAACGAACAGGAGAAUAUCAUCCAACUACGUUAGCAAGUGAGAGAAGUGGAAUAAGAAGAGCAGCCAAAAAAUUUGUUUUCAAAGAAAAUAAGUUGUUCUAUGUGGGAAAAGACAGGAAACAGAUGCGUUUGGUAAUUGUUUCAGAUGAGGAGAAGAAGAGAGUGCUACGCAAAUGCCAUGAAAGUGCUGCAGGUGCUCAUCAUGGCAUAUCGAGGACUCUGACUCUGGUGGAGUCUAGUUACUACUGGACUUCCAUAACAAAUGACGUCAAACAAUGGGUGUAUGCUUGCCAGCAUUGCCAGGUGGCAAAGAAUACAGCAAUCAUAGUACCCAAAUUACACCCUAUCAAAGCAGAGGAUCCAUGGACUGCAGUCACAAUAGACCUAAUGGGACCUUUUAAUACCACCCGCAGAAACCAUAUGUAUGUCAUAAUGAUGACAGAUUUGUUCACAAAAUGGGUGGUGGUUCUGCCACUACAAGACACUUCAGCGGUAGAAAUUGCUAAGGCAAUUGUCAGUGUGUUUUUCUUGUAUGGACCGCUUAAAAAAAUGGUUAUUGAUCAAGCAGAAGAGUUUGUUCAUCAGAUCAACAGAGAACUAUUUGAGCUCUUUGGAAUGAAACAAAUAGUAUUGUCCUAUCCUCAGACAGAUGACACAAAUGAAAGAACAUGCAAGACAAUCAAGACUUUCCUGAACAAGUACUGUGCAGACCACCCCAAUGACUGGGAUGAUAAUUUAUCUGCCAUUGCAUAUGCUUUUAACUUGACUCCCAUGGCGCCAGUCGAAAACACACCAUAUUUCCAAAUGUUUAAUCGUAACCCUUAUGUGUCUGAGACUUCAAAUGUACCGCAGGAAGCACAAGAGGAUAAUAAAUGUAUGUUUGCCAAAAUCCUUGAAGCAAUUAAACAGGCUGAUCGAGUAUUGGAGGAAAGGAAAGCUACAAAAUGCCAGAUUGUGAAAAAUAGUAUUGAUGAACAUCAAACUGGAAACAAGGUCAAUAUUAGAAGGAAGCCAAAGCAAGUAAAUCCAUUUCAUCUUAAAGUUGGACAUGAAGUGCUUAGACAAAGGAAAAACUGGUGGAAAGAUGGCCGUUUCCAAUCAGAGUGGGUUGGUCCCUGUAUUAUAGACUACAUCACAGAUAAUGGAUGUGCAAUACUAAGAGAUACCACAGGAUCCAGACUAAAAAGACCCAUCAAAAUGUCUCACCUUAAGCCAUACGUAAGAAGAUCCAAUGGACAAGACAACCAUUGUUUCUUACAAGGUGCAAUAGUGGUUGACCAUGACUACGUUGGCUUAUCGGAAAGUUUGUAUGGGCUAUGCCCACAAGAUACCAUUGCCGAAGGGGAAGUAAAUACCCUUGCAGCAAACAAUCUGCUGCCUCCACCCUGCAAAGAUGGUGAACCAUCAGAACGUAAAAGUCGGUCUGAGUUUACUGAAGAUCAUAGCAUUCUGCCAGCUAACUCAAAUCCAGAACAAUGGUCUUCAGCCUGUUGGACUCUUCAAACCAAGCUAGAGGAUACUUAAUAAAAUCCCACAAUGUUUCACUAGAAGAAAUGGUCCUAUUCUUCUCUGGUGGAAUGGAAAGGACUUUAGUAGCUUUAAAUUCCUUAGCCAAGUUUUAAAUAUUGAAAUGUUAGAUACUAUUAUUCCUAAACAUAUACAAUUGUAAAUACAAGUAUGUGUCUGGUAAUUAGUUUGUAUAUAUGCACUGACAUGCUAUGCUUGUUUUACAAGGAAUAUGGGAAUAGUUUAGUAAAAGCACAUUUCACCACUAUACAAUGGGCAGUGUGGUCCUAGCCACAGCACGUUAGUCCUUAACCACAAAAGUACAGCAUAGCAUUCCAUUUUAUGGCCUCUUCACUAGUCAUGUGGGUGGUUCAAGAGCUCUGACAGCUCCAGGACUGUAAGCUGAACAACCUGACCAAAGUCUGCCUCCAGCUCCAGGAAGGUGAAGUGGUUCACACCCUCUUACUAUUCUACAACUUUGUUUCCAGCUCUUUGGGGAAGGUGUGAGGUCUGCCUUUUAUACCUUCUAUUCUUCAUCGCUGGCACAAGACUCUACACCCACAUGAAAUAGCAGAGCUGCCAAAGCGCAGUGCAAGAACUGUUCUGCUUGAGAAACAAAUAGCCCUACAGUGACAUGGGCAGAAUUUCACCAGUUUUACUCCUAGCCCAUCAAAACGCUUUAAGGAAAGGAGGUUUUUAGUCUUUUAGUCACGUUGAGGCUGCCUAAAGCACAAACAGGGACUGUCUCUGCUCAUCUCCAUAUCAUCUUCAAAGCAAAUCUCAGAGAUGUAGCCUCCUUGCAGCGUGAGCACCACACCACUGGGUUUGUGUAGGUACUUAGGACUGCCUGGCUGGAUGCUUAGUCUGUCCCUGUCAUUGGUGAUUUUUAUCAUGCCAUCAUGUGAUUGACCGUGUAGUGACAGUCCUUGGUAAAUGUGUUGAGUGGUUCACUGAUCUUCCAGCUCUGAAUCUGUCUGCAGUCUCCCUUACCAUUCUUUCUUUUCAUAAAAAAAAACUUGCUCUAAACCUAGGAAGAGCCCUGCUCUUCCUGACAUCCCCACAUCUUACCUUGUCUCUCUCUGAAAAUUUACUAAGAUGAGUUGUGAGCUGGAGGGGAGAAAAAUUACCAUGUGUGCAUGCAUAGGAGCUUUUGUACUUGUGUGCUUGGUGCUGUGGUGCACCUUUCAGAGUCCCAGAACCACAAAACAACACAAGGGGGCUAGAUCCAGGAACCAUGGAAGUAGAUAAUUACCACCCAUUGGCUUAAGCAAAGGAGCCCAGGGCUGGGAGCUUUAGUCUAACCUCUUUCACUGACUGGUGUUACUUGUUUUCUGCACUUCAUGACCCCUAUUGUUGACCAAGGCUUCAUACUUCCAGUGCUAUUCCCCUUAGUUCAUAGUUUUGAUAACAGUACUAGAAGAUGCAGAAGAGCUGGUUGGAAAAUAGUUCUUCUGCCUGAGGGAAAAUUUUGAUGAAAAGUUAGUUUCACUUUUUUUUUCAUGGAGAAUUUUGAUUUUUUUUGGUAAAAAUUGAAAACCAAAAAAUUUCAGCUGAAAACCAAAAUCUUCAUUUUGGCAAUACCCCCACAGGGCAGAUAGGGAGUAUAAAUUUAGGUACUUUAUGCCUCCAUUCCUCUCUUUGGGAUGGGCUCCCUGGCCAGCCUGUAUCUCCCCACUUGCCUAGCUGCUGUGGUACAUCACUGGAAACUUGGUCUAACUGGUGAGCCUGGCCCCUAGAGGAAAAUGGGGGCAUGAGGCACCAUGCUAGCGUUUCCUAAUCUGAUUUUUUGGGGUUUGGCCCAAACCUUUUCAAGUGAUAAAUAUUUGGACAAAAAGUAGAAAUAGCUGCAACAAGCAGACAUUACUCGUGAAAAAAUUAUUUUUGUCAUAAACCCAAUUUGCCACUGAUAAACAGUUUUCAUUGAAAAUUGCUUAUUGAAGGAUCUACUAGGAAGGGAACCCAGGACCAAGAUUUUCAAAAGCUGCUAUUGAAUCUAGGUGGCCAGUAUAAGAUGCCUGUAAAAGAGACUUAACUGUAAAAACUGCUGAGUGUCCUCUGGAAAAUCAGGUCCUGAACAUAGAGGAACUCAGUUUUGCCCACUAAGUGACACUGCCUGUUGGAAAGAAUAUGCAAAACCUAGGUGCUUGGCUAUGCUGUCUGUAAAAUAAGUCUGCUUUCCACAUACCCACUUUACCAAGCACUUUUGAGACCUAUGGAUGACUGAGGGUUAUAUCAUUCAUAGACAAAUACACAGUAACCAGGAAACCAAUAUCUCAGACCCCUGCUUUAACCACCAGUUUGCACUCGCCUCCCAGAACCAAGAAUAGAGUCCAGUAAUCCUGAUCUCCAGCAUCCUAGUGCUAUUUAGAAAACAGUGGUGCAUAAUGCACUUUCUUUGGCUCUGUCUUAAAACUUUUUAAAAUAAAAUCUUAGGAAAUUCCAUUUACAAAACCAUCAUUAUUAAGGUUAAAAAGCCAAGCACUCAAAUGGGAAAUAACUGUAACCUUAAUUGUGCCCAUGUGCUUUAUCAUAUAAUCUGGAGAUAUAGGAUCACAUACUAUUUUUAUAGGACUCCUGUUUUGAAGUAGAGGGCCAGCUGUUCUGAACCAUUGCCUGCUCCCUGUAUUCCUAUAUUUUCCCAAUUGGAAUUUCACCCAUCAGGGGUCAGCCUGGCAGCGCCAGCUCCUCUAACCUCACGUCCAUAGCAUAAGAUGCACUCUAGCAAUCCCCAGCUAGGGGACAGUCUCUUGGCUUCAGGAAUAAGAUCAGACAGAGAACUAGGGAGCUGCCUCCUUUGUUUCCCUCACCCCCCUGUGGGGUUCAGCAGAGCAUCUGACCUGGAUCUUUUUCACCAGAUACUAACUGGCCUUCUCUAUGUUUGUGCAAUACCUAGCCUCAUGGGGCCCUGAUCCAGAUUGAGGUCUCCAGGCAUCAGUAUAAUACAAAUAAUUAAUGAGCGCUUUCGUAGUUACAGUGCCCAAAAUAGAGAGCACCAAACUGACUAUGUGUUGGACAGGAAAGUAAAGGGUUGAAUGCACUAAAAGGAAUGACUAGAAUACAUGAUACUAAUAUUUCAUAUUUCCUGGUAAUUGCAUAGUGGCAGCUACACAUGAGCUCCUCAGCUCAGCUGACUAGAUCCCUCGCUGGGUGUAUAUAUAGUCAGGAAGAUAUUUAAGAGUUUUAGGCAAAUUAGCAAAAGGAAUUGGGAAUUUCUGGAGACUUGUUCAAAUUUGCCAUAACAGCCAGGAGCAAAAUUGGAAGAAAGGCAGGAGAAAGUCUGAACCAUUUCUGCAGGUAGGGUUGACAACCAGCCAUGCUCAGAGAAGUAUCAUAGAAAUACUUCAUACACUUAUUAUAGAAAACUAUUCUACUGACCCUGUUUGUGACAUUCAUUGAGUUCUGUCUUCCAGGAGAAAACUCAGACCCACUGUUUCAUCAAGACUGCCUGCCUGCUCUAUCCACUGCACACGCAUUUAAUUUACAAGGGGACACGCCUCAACUUCCCUAGUCAAUUCUGGGUGGUUUGUGACACAUUGUGGUGUUUAUAGCUAGAAGGGGGAAAAAUGAGCAAAUAUGUUCAGGGAAUUCAGAGAGAGAGAGAGGUGAAGUUGGUGAAUUCCCCAGUAUAGAAACAUGAAAAUGUUUCUAUCUGGUUAGUGUACUAGAAUUAUUUACAUAUGCAGUUAGUUGAAAUAAAUGAUGGAAAUUCACUAUGCUAUUGUAAGAGGGUUUUGUUCAACAGUAGAUGUGUGUUUAAACAAGGGAGCUCAGAGUAUAACAAUGACUUCUUGACCUUGCCAUUUCUCCUGCGGGGGUGGUUAUAAACAUACUAUCCUAAAAUGUUUACUUUUUAAGUACGGACAAUGUAUGGACAGUUCUUAGCUUUUUGCAGUCGGCUUAAUAUUCCACAGUGGAGAAGGCUGUUAUGAGUCAUCAUGUGCUUUUCACAACAGGCAGCUCUUGGAAAUGACAUUCUUCAGGACUAGAUUAAUUUCUUAUUCAUGUGUACAGCCAAGAUCUAUGACCUUUUGUGACACAUGUAGUUAUUUUAAUGAUCUAGCAUAAUAAACUGUUAUCACAGAA
Messenger RNA from Malaclemys terrapin pileata, 6816 nucleotides. RefSeq names its product gypsy retrotransposon integrase 1 (gene GIN1). Bases 934 to 2751 code for a protein of 605 amino acids. The transcript has 10 exons. Gene Ontology annotation, molecular function: nucleic acid binding. The record is from RefSeq and is a predicted model, not a curated record. NCBI's taxonomy places the organism in Eukaryota, Metazoa, Chordata, Testudines, Emydidae. Gene Ontology annotation, biological process: DNA integration.